UUCCCUUCGCUGCGUGGCCUUGGGCGAGCCUGGUCCUCUGCGGAGAGGGCCCCGCCCUCUGUGAAGGCCCGCCCGGGAAUUGGCGGCGGCGCUACAGCCAUUUCCGGUUUCGGGGAGGUGGGUGGGGUGCGGAGCGGGACUUGGAGUCGCGGCCGCCGCUGCCACCGCCCACAGAGCCUGCCUUGCGCCUGGUGCUGCCAGUAAGAUGCGGCCGGAGCCCGGAGGCUGCUGCUGCCGCCGCACGGUGCGGGCGAAUGGCUGCGUGGCGAACGGGGAAGUACGGAACGGGUACGUGAGGAGCAGCGCUGCAGCCGCAGCCGCAGCCGCAGCCGCCGCCGGCCAGAUCCAUCAUGUUACACAAAAUGGAGGACUAUAUAAAAGACCGUUUAAUGAAGCUUUUGAAGAAACACCAAUGCUGGUUGCUGUGCUCACAUAUGUGGGGUAUGGCGUACUCACCCUCUUUGGAUAUCUUCGAGAUUUCUUGAGGUAUUGGAGAAUUGAAAAGUGUCACCAUGCAACAGAAAGAGAAGAACAAAAGGACUUCGUGUCAUUGUAUCAAGAUUUUGAAAACUUUUAUACAAGGAACCUGUACAUGAGGAUAAGAGACAACUGGAAUCGGCCAAUCUGUAGUGUGCCUGGAGCCAGGGUGGACAUCAUGGAGAGACAGUCUCAUGAUUAUAACUGGUCCUUCAAGUAUACAGGGAAUAUAAUAAAAGGUGUUAUAAAUAUGGGUUCCUAUAACUAUCUUGGAUUUGCACGGAAUACUGGAUCAUGUCAAGAAGCAGCCGCCAAAGUCCUAGAGGAGUAUGGAGCUGGAGUGUGCAGUACUCGGCAGGAAAUUGGAAACCUGGACAAGCAUGAAGAACUAGAGGAGCUUGUAGCAAGGUUCUUAGGAGUAGAAGCUGCUAUGGCGUAUGGCAUGGGAUUUGCAACGAAUUCAAUGAACAUUCCUGCUCUUGUUGGCAAAGGUUGCCUGAUUCUGAGUGAUGAACUGAACCAUGCAUCACUGGUUCUGGGAGCCAGACUGUCAGGAGCAACCAUUCGAAUCUUCAAACACAACAAUAUGCAAAGCCUAGAGAAGCUAUUGAAAGAUGCCAUUGUUUAUGGUCAGCCUCGGACACGAAGGCCCUGGAAGAAAAUUCUCAUCCUUGUGGAAGGAAUAUAUAGCAUGGAGGGAUCUAUUGUUCGUCUUCCUGAAGUGAUUGCCCUCAAGAAGAAAUACAAGGCAUACUUGUAUCUGGAUGAGGCUCACAGCAUUGGUGCCCUGGGCCCCACAGGCCGGGGUGUGGUGGAGUACUUUGGCCUGGAUCCCGAGGAUGUGGAUGUUAUGAUGGGAACGUUCACAAAGAGUUUUGGUGCUUCUGGAGGAUAUAUUGGAGGCAAGAAGGAGCUGAUAGACUACCUGCGAACACAUUCUCAUAGUGCAGUGUAUGCCACGUCAUUGUCACCUCCUGUAGUGGAGCAGAUCAUCACCUCCAUGAAGUGCAUCAUGGGGCAGGAUGGCACCAGCCUUGAUGCCACAGGUCAAGAAUUCGGUCAGGGCACAGUAGGGAUGACUUGUCUUUGCUCCGUUGUCUGGGACUGGCCUGGAAGACUCAAGUAUCUGGAAAGACUGAGAUGGUUGGUGGUUGGGAUCGUCUGGAGGCUUCUCCACUCACAUGUCACCUGGGCUGGAGUGACUUGGAGCCAGGCUCAGCUGAGGCUGUUGACCAGAGCACCUUCAUGCAUGUAUCUUUUCCGUGUGGCUUAGGCUCCUCAUGACAUCGUGACUGUGUACCCAGAAAGGAUGCUUCAGAGAGCAAGCAUUCCAAAGAACCUGGCGGAAACCCCAUGACCUUUUCUGACCUGUUGUUAACAAGCAGGUCACUAAGGCCAUCCCAGAUUGAAGGGGCGGGGAACAAGAUUCCACCUCUCCAGUGGAGGCGUGUCAAAGAAUUUGUGGCUGGUUUGUUUUUUUUUUUUUUUUUUGAGAUGGAGUCUCAAAAAUAAGGGGAAGUACCAUGCUCUUUUAAACAACCAGAUCUUGGGAGAACUCAGAGCGAUAACUCACUCAUUACCCAAGGAUGGCAGCAAGCCAUUCACGAGGGAUCCUUCCCAUGAUCCACACACCUCCCACCAGGCCCCACCUCCAUCAUUGGGGAUCACAUUCCAUCCUGAGAUGGACAAACAUCCAAAUCAUGUCAGUGAAUAUAUUGCAUUUAUCAUUAAAACUUUGUUAUUGUUGGAUUCCAGAGUACAUUAAGCACCUGGUAUUGAAAGUAAGGCUUAAACAUGUAUAUGUGGUUGCUUAUUGUUAAAUGUUUUCAUCUUUUUGUGUGAAGAAAUGCUCUUUGGUGAGAGUACAGAGCCUUCAGAAAAGCUGCAGCAUGCAAGGGAAGGUGAGAUCCAGUUUCCACUCGACUUUGUGAGCGCUCCUUUCCCCUUCCUCCCAACUUUUUCCAUAUUUCCCCUCCAGUUUCUAUCCUUUUCCCAAGGAAGAACAGGACAUAUGACUAGGUUGACAGAUAUUGAAAGGCAACUUCACUAGGAUCCCAGGUGAGAUAAUAAUGAAUGGGAAUUGUGCUGCCAGGAUGCCUGUACCUGGAGUGGGAAUACUGAGCACAGGCCAGGGAGUAGAAAAAAUGAGGCCUAGGAAAUUCUGUUAAAUUCCACUAGACAUUUGAAAUUCUCACUUUUACUUUCCACAUCACUAAUCCAUGUCCACUAAUGGAAAUUUAGCUGUAAUAUCUACAUACGAAUCAAGGCAAAAUGUUUGACCAAAUCAACUAAAAUUUUGCUUUUCCAUUUUCCAGAGCUGUGCUUUGAUGUAUUUUAUUUCUGUCCAAAGGUGUAGUUAAUAAUAACAUGCACAGCACCCAGCUUAGUGUGUGACAUCUAGGAUCCUUUCAGUAAAUUUAUUGAAUGACUGAAUGAAUGCACACAUGAUUGGAAAUACCAGAAAAUCAGUGAGUUCUUCAAGUACUUUAUUGUAACAUUGCUUGAAUAGUUGAAUGUUAAGCCAGAAUGACCAAAUAUGGAACCAAAUUAACUAGAUAGGUACAUUUUAAUAGAUAAAUUUUUAAAUAAUGUCAGAACACUUUAUAGAGUUUUGUACUUCUUUGUUUUGAAAGGAACCGGGCCCUUGCAGGCAGCUACUGAUGUAGGAGAAAAAAGACUACCCUGAGCAGAUUGCGGUUUAAUUAAAACUAGGUUUGGCUCAUUUGAAUUAAUUCCAGUAAUAGACUUGUUAAUGAGGUGUUAAAUGAUCACCUUGAGAAUACCAGGGAACUGUCAAAAACUAAUCUAAGAGAACUGAGACACUUAAAAAAAAAAAAAAAAAAAAAGACAUUCCAGGACAGUGCGGUGGCACAUGCCUGGAGUCCCAGCUACUCAGGAGGCUGAGGCAGGAGGAUCGCUUGAGCCCAAGAAUCCUGGGCUGUAGCACACUGUGCCAGAGACGUGUCUGCACCAAGUUCAGCCAUCAGUAUGAUGACCUCCCAGAAGUAGGGGACCACCAGGUUGCCUAAGGAGGGGUGAAUUGGCCCAGGUUGGAAAUGAACGGGUUAAAACUUCCCCUGCUGAUCAGUAGUGGGAUUACGCCUGUGAAUAGCCACUGCACUCCAGCCUGGGCAACAUAGCGAGACCUUGUCUCUUAAAAAAAAAAAAAAAAAAAAAAAAAAAUUCCAAGAUUCCCAUGCAGAAGGGUUAGAAGUGUUGAAAAAACGCAGCCUUGCCGGGAGGGGGUCAUAAAGAGAGACUUUCCUGCCUGUCUUCAGGGCUGACAGCUUUUAACUCUCCCAUCAAGCACCAUAGUUUCUGAGCUCAAGAACGUUUGGGUGUUGACUUUCUUCUUUGUUGUGCUUUAAAGUAAUUUAUUUCACUAUUAGAAAUUCAUUGAAAUAAAAAUUAAGUUUUCUGGUAAGCACAGUUUUGUUCUUACCCACAGUACAGUUUAGCAGUUUAUCUGAUGCUGGGAAUCAGACUUGCUUCCUCCUGUUUUGUGACUUUCUGCCUAAAAUGCUAUUGUUAGGAAAAAAAAAAAAAAAAAACUUGUUUCAGCCGGGUGCGAUGGCUCACACCUGUAAUCCCAGCACUUUGGGAGGCCAAGGCAGGCGGAUCACCUGAGUUCGGGAAUUCAAGACCAGCCUGACCAACAUGGAGAAACCCUGUCUCUAAUAAAAAUACGAAAAUUAGCUGGGCAUGGUGGCGCAUGCCUGUAAUCCCAGCUACUUGGGAGGCUGAGGCAGGAGAAUCGCUUGAACCCAGGAGGUUGCGGUGAGCUGAGAUCGCGCCAUUGCACUCCAACCUGGGCAACAAGAGUGAAACUCCAUCUCCAAAAAAAAAAAUGUUUUACCAUUUGUUAAACACUUACCAAGCAACAAGCAACUACUCUACAUAGUGGUAGAUAUGCUGUGUGGGAGAUGCAGAGUUGAACAAUAGGUGAUCUUUGCCUUUGAAGAAACAGUCCAGUGGUAGGGGUAAGAUUCCCGGGAAGGACUAGUCUCAGAGCCACAGAUAAAUUCUUCCUUUGUUCAGCUUGUCUUUUCUCAAUUUCCUCCUCCAUUCUCUUCUACAACCUCCUCCUUCACUCAGUCCCACUCUCCUAAAACCUUAAACCAGCUAAUUUUUUGAAGCAAACUCAUAUUUUAGAUUUCUUAUAUAAUAACUUUCUAUAUAAAUGAAAUUUUCCGUGGAUACUGUCACUCUAGUAAAUUAUCAGCAAUCAAAGAAAAAGAUUUUCCUUUUUUAAAGUAGCUUCUUGAUUACUGAGCACAAAAGGCCUUUUAACCAGUGGCUUAAGCCUUCUGAAAUCAGCAAGCAAUAUGACCACCUUACAGGUGGAGAAAUUUGAGCUCACAUAUGGGACAAGUUUUCUCAAUAUCUUGUCUCCAACUAGAAUGUAGCUUUUCUAACUCCCUCUGCUUCUACUUCUGAGGUUGCAUGAUGAUAGUUAGCAUUUUAUUAAAAGAGACUAUUUUAUAAUCUGUUUCUAAUUUUCUGCUAAUUUUCCAAAGUUUAAUUGUGAGUAAUCAGCCCAACAAAUGAAAGCUCUUUUGGGCAUUUGCCUCCCUGUUUUCUCUCCAUGGAUCAGUAGCCCUUUCCUCACCUUUCUGCUUCAGAAAUGGAUUCUGAAUACUCAAGAGCUUUUGCAACAUGGUGUGUCUAUUUUUUCUUCCACUGCUAUCUUUUUCUUCCAAAUCCAAAUGCUAUUAAAACUUUCUUGCAACAAGAGCAUUCUCUCCUUUUGUGUCUUGUUUGAGUUAGUUUGAAGCUAGCAAUUAGGAUGCCCAGCGUCUAUUGUUUGUUGAAGAAUAAUUCUAACUUUCUAAACCUUCACAUGAUUGGAAUUGCUUUUCUCCCCCCAGAAUUAUGUCUGAGGGCUUUUUCAUCAAAUAGACUUGAUCCUAGCUGUUUCCCAACUUUAUAGCAGAUACUUAAGCAGAUACUUAAUAUGUAUAAACAAGUGACCUGGUAGAUGGAAUCUGCUCAAAGUAAGAACCUGAUACCUGGCCGGGCGUGAUGGCUCACGCCUGUAAUCCCAGCACUUUGGGAAGCUGAGGCAGGUGGAUCACCUGAGGUCAGGAGUUUGAGACUAGCCUGACCAACGUGGCGAAACCCUUUCUCUACUGAAAAUACAAAAAAAUUUAGCCGGGCAUAGUGGCGCAUGCCUGUAAUCCCAGCUACUUGGGAGGCUGAUGCAGGAGAAUGGCUUGAACCUGGGAGGUGGAGAUUGCAGGGAGCUGAGAUCACGCCAUUGCACUGCAGCCUGGGAGACAAGAGCAAAACUCCAUCUCAAAAAAAAAAAGUGCCUGAUACCCUUCUCAGAGCUUGCCAGAUUUGAAAGCUUUCCAAAAAGGACUUGAUUUUUUUUAAUUGUCACCUAUAGUUUUUCUAAUUAUCUAAAUAUUUUAUUUGUAUCUAUCUCCCUGCUAUCUACUUUGGCAGUAGAGUGAGGUGUUAAAGAAAAAAUUAUUCCUGGCACUUGUGAAACAUUAAGGCAGACUUCCUUCAAGGGGGCCAUGGUAAUAAGCAUAGGGAUGACUGCAAUGGGGUCUUCCAGUGGGGGAGAGAGGGUGGGCUGCAGUCUGACUCCAGUAAGGACAGGUGAGGAUUUACAGCCAAGGAACAGGGUGGGAGUGAGUAGAUAGGAAAAUACUAAGAGGAAACAUCAGGGGUAAGGGGGAUGCUUGCCUUCAGCAUUCUUGUUGAAGGUAGGGCAGGGUGAUAAGAUACCAGGGGUAGUCAUGUAGGGGAUUUUCUGUAAUCUGACUUAGCAGGAUUAUUGCUCAAACUGGAUUCUACAAGAAUGGAGAAGGAGGCCCAACAUCAGGACCUUAUCAGAAAGGACUCCAAGAGGAGCCUGGCUCAAGUUUGGUCAAAGGAGAGAGUCUUGGUCAGAGGUUCAGAAAGACCUCAUUAACAUGAACUCUUUUAAGCCCCUGUUCUCAAACUUUGUCCAUGGACCACCUGCAUCAGAGGUACUUUUAGUACAGUGAUUCAUACCUUGCUUAUACAUAGGAAAGCUUAAAAAAAUAGUGCCAAUGUUAGAGACCUUCUGCAGACCCAUUGAAUAUCUUGAGGCAAGGUCUCCCCGCCAUGGCAUGGUAUUAUUUAAAAGCACCCCAGAUGCUUCUAAUAUAAGGCCCCAGUUCAGAACCACUGCUGCUUGUUAAAAAUGAAGAUUCUAGUUUGUUCCACCCACACUACUGAGUCUUGGUGGAUGAGGCCCUAGAAUAUGCAUUGAAAAGAAAACCUUAGGCUGGAUAUGGUAAUCCUGACAUUUUGUGAUGUAAUGGUAACAUUUUGGGAGGCUGAAGCUGGAGGAUCACUUGAGGUCAGGAGUUUGAGACCAGUCUGGGUGACAUAGUGUGAGUCUCUGUCUCUACAAAAAAUUCUAAAAAUUAGCCAAGUGUGGUGGUGCACGUCUGUAAUCCUAGCUACUUGGGAGGCCAAGGCAGGGGAAUUGCACAAGCCCAGCUAUGAUCACACCACUGCAUUCCAGCUUGGAUGAGAGAAAGAAACCCUAUCUCUAGAAAAUAAAAAAGAGGAUUGUCUUUUUGACAAUCCUCUUUUUUUUCUUUUAACUUGUUUACCUCAGAGAGAACCAAAGCAACUCUACUGAUUGAUGGUAAUUGAAAAAGGAAAAGAAACUGGAAGUCAAGAUAUAAAUGAGGGAAAUGUUUGGCUUGUAAGACAGGCAUUUGGUGGCAGAGCUAAGUUGCCAUUUUUGGUUGUUUCUGGAACUCUUAAAUGCCUGGGAUGCUGACACUCCCUUCCAAACAGCUGAUGAUUCUGGCUGAUUGAAUCAGUGCCAUAGGUGGAGAAGUUAGAAACCAGUUAGGUGCAGGAGGAAAACAGAACUAAGGAUUCAGAGAUCUGUAGUCAUGGUUCCUAAGGCUAGUUGGAAUUAAUUAUUUUUGUUUUACUUUUUUGGGGGGGGGCUACUUGUAUUUUUAUAACCUAUUAAUCCGCAAAUUAUUUAGUACAUAACCUACAAAUGGCCUUGCCCACUAUAAAGUUGUUAAAAUGUUUAGUAUUAAUCGUUUUGUAAAACUCUGAUUGUCUUAUUGUCUUGCCUUCUACCUCUAAAACUGUUAACUUAAAUCCAAGCCAAGCCUUUACCAGAGAUUACCUUUAUUUGCUAGCUGUCUUCAUCUGUGGGUAGAUACAUUACUACAGUGUUCACGUUCCUUAUCUCUUUGUCUCAAAGUAGCCUGUGAUAUGUUCCAGCCCCAACAGAGGACAGUAGAAUAGUCUAUUAAGACUUCCGGAGGCCAAGAUGGGCGGAUCACUUGAGAUCAAGAGUUGGAGACCAGCCUGGCCAACAUAGAAUUGAAACCCUGUCUCUACUAAAAAUACAAAAAUUAGCCGGGUGUGGUGGUGCACGCCUGUAGUCCCAGCUACUCAGGCGGCUGAGGCAGGAAAAUCACUGGAACCCGGGAGGUGGAGGUUGCAGUGAGCUGAGAUCGUGCCACUGCACUCCAGCUCAGGCAACAGAGUGAGACUUGGUCUCAAAAACAAACAAACAAAAGACUUUCUGUCCUGCCUGUGGGUUGGCACCCGUUAAAACUCAGUUCCUUGCUUUUUCACAGGCACUUGGCCUCUUUUCUGCCUUUUGUGGAGGGCCCUCUGUUUCUGGCUGUGCGUUAGCAACCAUUCUUUUAAACUUCUGGUUAUAUUGAAUCAGCAACUUUAAGCUUGCCCCUGCUGCUUGUCGUACAUGCUAUGGCAGUCCUCAGGAAAUCCUAGUUUUUGGCAUUGAAGUGAAUUAAAAGAUUAAGCCACAAGAGGGUGGGGGUGAUAAACCGUACUUUUAAGAGGAAUUUACUGUGCGGUACUUGGUGUUAGCAAAAGCAGUUCUAGUUCUUACAGGGAGAUAGGAAACCAAGGGGCUGCUUUAGAACAGCAUCCCUAGGAUAUGAUGACGCAGAUCUGUCUACUUUGAUGUUCUUUAGCUUGACAGUGGCCCCGGCUGAGCACUUUGAUAUUUGUCGCCAGUCUAGCAAAAUAGGGAUUGUGUCUUUGAGAUGGUAACCUAGUUCCCAUUAUUUUGCUUCAGUGUUAGAAAAUUACUGCACUCUUGCUUCCUGGAAGUUCCUUAUAAAUCUCUCUUUUACAAGUCUGUUCUCUGGGGCACGAAAAUGCCUUCGCUUGUAAAGAGCCUGUUGAAGGUCCAUUUAUUUUCCUUUUCUUAACAGAAAGAUUUUCCAGUGCCAUUUAGUUAGGACUCACGGGAAGCGUGUUGUUAAACUCAGUCUGUCCUGUCUUUUAGCUAAUAUUUCUUUCAUUUUCAUUUUGAGCUUUUAGAUAAGAUUCUUUCUUUCUCUGAGAUAAUGCGAAAAAAAACCACAAAAGAAAUUCAAAUACCAGUAUACUCUGGUUUUUAAAAAUAUCUUCACUGACUUUUUUUUUCUUUACAUGCUCUGCUCUCCCUCUCACCCUACUUCUUUCUUCACUUUUCACUUGGUACUUUAAGAUAUUCUUUGUGAGUUUUUUUGUUUGUUUUUUGGUUUCUUUUUUGGACACAGAGUCUGUCUCACUCUGUUGCCCAGGCUGGAGUGCAGUGGCACAAUCUUGGCUCACUGCAAUCUCUGCUUCCCAGGUUCAAAGCAUUCUCAAUGCCUCAGCUUCCUGAGUAGCUGGGACUGCAGGCGCAUGCCACUAUGCCUGGCUACUCUUUGUAUUUUUAGUAGAGACGGGGUUUCUCCAUGUUGGCCAGGCUGGUGUCGAACUCCUGACCUCAGGUGAUCCACCCGCCUUGGCCUCCCAAAGCACUGGGAUUACAGUCAUGAGCCACUGCACCUGGCCUAGAUAUUCUUAGAUAUAUUCAUGAUGCGCCGGGCGGUGGCUCACGCUUGUAAUCCCAGCACUUUGGGAGGCCGAGGCGGGCGGAUCACGAGGUCAGGAGAUCGAGACCACAGUGAAACCCCGUCUCUACUAAAAAUACAAAAAAUUAGCCGGGCGUGGUGGCGGGCGCCUGUAGUCCCAGCUACUCGGAGAGGCUGAGGCAGGAGAAUGGCGUGAACCCGGGAGGCGGAGCUUGCAGUGAGCCGAGAUUGCGUCACUGCACUCCAGCCUGGGCGACAGAGCGAGACUCCGUCUCAAAAAAAAAAAAAAAAAAAGAUAUAUUCAUGAUGCAUCUCAUCUAGAUACUUGUGAUGAGUAUAUAAUUUACUGACCUGGAAAGUGUUGUGACAAGAGUUUAAAGUGUUAUCUGCUGCCUUCUCCCUCCACUUUAGAGCUGUUAAAGAAAGUGACCAUUGAUCAUUUUAAAAGAUGAGCGAAGGAAAGACUGCUUCUUUUUUAAAAAAGAAAAUUUGAUGACUUAGUGUUAGAACACAUUUUCACAUGACCCCCCCCCCCAAUGGGUGUACGUCUGGAUCAUCCAGUCUGUGUGCAUAGAGUCCUUGCAUUUCUAAGUUCAAAAUAGUAAUUUAAAUGAAAGUAGGCCAUCAUAAGGCAUUGCUAGGAAAAGGUUACUCUUGAUAGAUGAAUGUGCUGCUUUUGGUAAUAAUUAGUUUGUUAUUUAUAUUUAAACUUUGUAGGUUGGGCCUGGUGGCUCAAACCUGUAAUCCUACCAUUUUGGGAGGCCAAGGCGGGUGGAUCACUUGAGCCCAGGAGUUCGAGACCAGCUUGGGCAACAUGGUGAAACUCUGUCUCUACAAAAAAAUAAAAUAAAAUACAAAAAUUAGCCAGGCAUGGUGGCUCAUGCCUAUAGUCCCAGCUACUUGAAGUGCUGAGACAGGAGGAUCACCUGAGCCUGGCAGGCGGAGAUUGCAGUGAGCUGUGAUCACACCACUGCACUCCAGCCUGGGUGACAGAGUGAGUCCCUGACUCAAAAUAAAUAAAUAAAUAAAAUGUUUUGCCAGCAUACCUUCUGAGUACAGUUACACUCUGCCUUAUUCUUAGAUUUUACAUGUUACACAUAUUUUUGGUUCUGUGAACAGAUUAUGUAUGGCACAUUUGUAAUUGUAAACUACUUCUGCAGCUAAACAUGCGUUAUCACUCAUUUCCUCUCUCAGUGGAACUGGUAUAUAUGGACUUAUGCCAGAAUUAAAUGUUAGCAAUGAGAGAUCUACCUUUAAAAUAAUAAAAUGUGCUGGGUGCGGUGGCUCACGCCUGUAAUCCCAGCACUUUGGGAGUCUAAGGCAGGUGAUCGCUUGAGAUCAGGAGUUCGAGACCAGCCUGGACAACAUAGCGAAACCCCAUCUCUACUAAAAAUACAAAAAUUAGCCAAGCAUGGUGGUGGCCAUCUGUAGUCCCAGCUACUCAGGAGGCUGAGGCAAGAGAAUCGCUUGAACCCGGGAAGCAGAGGUUGCAGUAAGCCAAGAUCGCACCACUGCACUCCAGCCUGGGCGACUGAGCAAGACUGUGUCUCAAAAAAUUUUAAAAAUUAAAAAAUAAAAGUAAAAAUAAAUAAAAUGUACUUCAAAAUCAAAUGGAGACCAUUUCUUGAUGAUCUGGGCUGCUGUGCCUUCCUCUUCCUGCAUAUGCACAGCUAAUUGAGAAUGUGGUGUUAAAUUUGUUUUAUUAGCAGAUAAGAACUCUGUCCAUUACAUUUUUUUGCAUGUUUGAGGCCUUUUAAGGCAUAUUAUUCCUUUAUUGCUAUCUGAUCUUCAAAACAUAUCCAGAGACCUUCUUAUUACUUUUUUUUUUUUUUUUUUGAGACGGUUUCGCUCUUGUUGCCCAGGCUGGCAGGCUAGAGUGCAAUGGCACGACCUCUGCUCACUGCAACCUCCGCUUCCCAGGUUCAAGCGAUUCUCCUGCCUCAGCUUCCUGAGUAGCUGGGAUUACAGGCAUACAUCACCACACCCGGCUAAUUUUGUAUUUUUAGUAGAGACGGGGUUUAUUCAUGUUGGUCAGGCUGGUCUGGAACUCCCGACCUCAGGUGAUCUGCCUGCCUUGGCCUCCCAAAGUGCUGGGAUUAUAGGCGUGAGCCACCUUGCCCGGCUUGAUUGUGUUUUUUUAUUAGUUCAAGCCACAAUAAGAAGUUUAUUCAGUCAGCAAUCUGUUUUUGACUACUUAACCACGUGCCAGCUACAAAAAAAUAACAUGUAGCUUCAAAAGCCUCUUAAGGGGCUGGGCACAGUGGCUCACACCUGUAAUCCCAGCACUUUGGGAAGCCGAGGCUGGCAGAUCACUUGAGGUUAGGAGUUUGAGACCAGCCUGGCCAGUGUGACAAAACCCCAUCUCUACUAAAAAUACAAAAAUUAGCCAGACAUGGUGGCAGACACCUGUAAUCUCAGCUACUUGAGAGGCUGUGGCAGGAGGAUCACUUGAGCCCAGGAGCCAGAGGUUGCAAUGAGCCGAGAUCACACCACCGUACUCCAGGCUGGGUGACACAACAAGACCCCAUCUCCAAAAAAAAAAAAAAAGCCUCUUAAGGUAAAAUUUUCAUUUUUUUGAAUUCUCAGAAUACACAAUAGUUUGUUAGUGUUAGAUUACAAUUAUUUCUUAAUACCACUUAGAUCCUUCUAUGUUUUUUUAUUAAUUUUUUCUCUUUUUGGUAUCUGAGUGGGCCUUAGAGUUAGAAAAAAACUGUCUCCUGUUGGCUUGCCUUUUCUCUUUUUCCUCAAGGUCUUUAAUAUCUCCCUAGAGAUAAAAAGGAUAUAUGCCCAUUUGUUUCUGUUUUUUUCCCAAUUUGAUGAUAGAAGAAUAGGCCUUAAAAUAUUACAGGUCUUGCUAUAGGUAAAAUAACAAAAAUAGAAAAUAAAAAUAAUAAUAUAAAUGAUCUUACAUAUGUAAAUAUAAAAUAAGUUUUUAAAGACCAUGUGUUUAAGCAUUUCAUUAAGUGCUUUAAUGGAAUAUCCCAUUUUCUUAAAACAACCUUAUCUAGUAGGUAGUUACCAUCAUCAUCAUCAUCCCCAUUGCCAUUCCCAUUUUGCAGAUGAAGAAACCAAACUCAGAGGUUAAGUGACUUGGCCGUGGCCAUACAGCUACUAGAUGCUCAAGCCAGGAUACAAGCGUAGAUAGUCUGACUUCAGAAGUUUAUAUACCACAGGCUGGGGACGGUGGCUCAUGCCUGCAAUCCCAGCACUUUGGGAGGCUGAGGCAGGUGGAUCACCUGAGGUCAGGAGUUUGAGACCAGCCUGAGCAACAUGGCGAAACCCCAUCUCUACUAAAAAUACAAAAAUUAGCCAGAUGUGGUGACGCAUGCCUGUAAUCCCAGCUACUUGGGAGACUAGUUUGAACCCAGGAGGUAGAGGUAGCAUUGAGCCAAGAUCAAGCCACUGCACUCCAGCCUGGGCAACAGAGCAAGACUCUGUCUCAAAAACAAAACAAAAAAAAGUUUAUAUACCACCAAAGAACCAAAUUAAAGCUAAUAAUAAGUGAAAUUCAGGAAGAUAGUGGAAUUAUUAGUUCUCUCUUUCUUUAUGAAAGCUGCAUUACUGCUUUGAUGUAUGACAUCCAAAAUGACUGUCUUUUAUUUCAAGUUUAAAAUGUCCUCCAUGCAAGCAUACCUCUGUGCCUAUUCUAGAUUAUUAGAUAAUUAAGAUUAAAAUUAAGAUUAAGAAUAAAAUUAACUCAGGUAGAGACAGGGUCCCGUCCCUGUUAUGAUGGGGUGUGCAUGAGUGGUAGUUUUCAGAAAAGGAGGGUGUCUGCCCGCCAUCUUGAACACUCAGAUUUGCAAAGGUAAUUUGCCUCACCUGGAUGAUAAUUACUGGGUGUUGGGAUGGUAGAGGUACUCUAAAUUGGAGAAUAAAGGAAAACCUCAAAAUCUUUGGAAAGUUCAUAGCAUCGUAGAGGGUAAAAUAUAUGAAGCUUGUUUAUAAACUAAAUCAGAGCGUUAGAGAAUGAAGUGAUUAUAUGUUAGUAAACUCAGCUGUGUCCUUGUGUUGUGUGUUAAAAUUAAUAAGAGUGUGCACAGGAAAUAGAAAAUGGAGAACGAGAAACAACAAAGGAAGUAAGAUAGUCAUUCAUUUCAUUUUUCAAAGUUAAGGCUAAGCCGAAGGGUCAAAACAUGUUGUAUGGAAGAUAGGAACAGCAUGAUUUUAAGGGAAGAAUACGUGAACAAGUGAAAUAACAGUGGCCAUUUAUUAUCUGCUUACCAUGUAGUUAGCACUGUCCUAACUGCUUUUCAUUAAAUUCUCAGAACAAGUAUUAAACGUUAGACAUUAUUUUCCCUCUUUUACAAAAGGAGGAAACUGAGAGGUUAAGGAAACAAAGAGGUUAAGUUGUUUACCCAAGGACACAUAGUUACUAGUAUUAGAGCUAGUUUGAACUCAUGGAUCCAGUUCCAGAAUGCUUUUUGUGUACUAGAUAUUUAUUAAUUUAUUAGAUUAUUGUUUGCCUUAAUGUAAUUGAAUAUAUAGGUCAUUUUGCUUUGUAAUUUAAAUUAGUUUGAAUACAUAAAGUGUUUUCAUUUUCCCAGCAUAUUUCAACUUGGCUUAUCUGCUCAGUAUUCCUGGGGGAGGUACUAGGGAAAAAAACAUAACAGUAUUUGUCCUCAGAGUUUGCAGUUUGUUCUGGCAACACUCGACCACACAUAAACGGCAUAAGUACAGUAACAGGAACUUAUAAACAAGAGCAAAUUAAUGAAUUACAAAGUAGAGACAUGUCUUAAAAUGUGCCAUAGGGAAUCUUUCCAUAACUUUCUUUCUUUUUUUUUUUUUUUUUUUUUUUUACUUCUGCCCUUUAUCUUUCAUAGCGCUCUUUGGUUCCUUUUAGGUUUUUAAAGAUAAGCAGUACAUAGGCCAGGUGCAGUGGCUCGCGUCUGUAAUCCCAGCACUUUGUGAGGCUGAGGCAGGUGGCUCACAGGGUCAGGAGUUCAUCAGCCUCGCCAAGAUGGUGAGACCCCAUCUCUACUAAAAUUACAAAAAUUAGCUGGGUGUGGUGGCAGGCGUCUGUAGUCCCAGCUACUCAGGAGGCUGAGGCAGGAGAAUCGCUUGAACCCGGGAGGCGGAGGUUGCAGUGAGUUGAGUUUGCACCAUUGCACUCCAGUCUGGGCGACAGAGCAAGACUUCAUCUCAAAAAAAAAAAAAAGGAAAUACAUAGACAUUGUUAGAAAAUAACGAAAACAAAAUUAAAAUUUAAAAAUUGCUUGUAUUUUUUGCAUGAUUUUCAUCUAAACUGCAGAAAAUUGUCCGUAGGAGUUUUUACUAAUAGUAUUUUAUCUUUACCACUGAUCUAAUGGUAGAAAAAGAAAUAGAGCUCUAAGAGAGGUUUUUUUUUCUUCUUUUUAAAAGUUAUUACUUGUCUUUUGUUUACAUAGAAAAGUGUGGCUUUGGAAUAAAUUAUAUUACUCGACCCACCUCCCACAAAAGUUUUGCUUAAACCCACCCUAUAGGCUGGAAGGACUAGGAUGAAAAGGGGGAUUGCUAAUGGGUACUGGUUUAUUUUUGAGUGAUGAAAAUAUUCUAACAUUUAUUAUCAUGAGAAAUGCAGAACUCUAUACU
This is a messenger RNA of Symphalangus syndactylus (siamang), 14876 nucleotides long. It is a transcript of the gene SPTLC2, whose product is annotated as serine palmitoyltransferase long chain base subunit 2. Gene Ontology annotation, molecular function: pyridoxal phosphate binding; serine C-palmitoyltransferase activity. Gene Ontology annotation, cellular component: serine palmitoyltransferase complex. NCBI's taxonomy places the organism in Eukaryota, Metazoa, Chordata, Mammalia, Primates, Hylobatidae. Gene Ontology annotation, biological process: ceramide biosynthetic process; sphingosine biosynthetic process. The record is from RefSeq and is a predicted model, not a curated record.